Cinclus cinclus is the source of this 1232-nucleotide messenger RNA. It is a transcript of the gene BHLHE23, whose product is annotated as basic helix-loop-helix family member e23. Lineage: Eukaryota; Metazoa; Chordata; Aves; Passeriformes; Cinclidae. Gene Ontology annotation, molecular function: protein dimerization activity. The record is from RefSeq and is a predicted model, not a curated record. The transcript has a single exon. The coding region runs from base 1 to 675 and encodes 224 amino acids.
AUGGCUGAGCUCAAGUCGCUGGGCGGCGAGGCGUACCUGGCGCUGGCCCCGGGCUACGGGCCCUCGGCUUUCGCCUACGGAGCCGUUCGCGGGGGCGCCGAGGGCCCGCGGGGCGCCUACACGGGGAGCGGCGGGGCGGACUUCCACGCCGGGGCGAUGGGCAAGUCGGCGGAGAGCAGCGGCGAGCAGAGCGGCGACGAGGAGGACGGCUUCGAGGCGGGAGUGAAGGGCGGCGCGGGCUUCGAGCGAGAGGGGAAGCUGAAGGGGGGAGCCCUGGGCAAGAAGCCCAAGGAGCAGCGCUCGCUGCGGCUGAGCAUCAACGCGCGGGAGCGGCGGAGGAUGCACGACCUGAACGACGCGCUGGACGGGCUGCGCUCCGUCAUCCCCUACGCCCACAGCCCCUCGGUGCGGAAACUCUCCAAAAUCGCCACGCUGCUCCUGGCCAAGAACUACAUCCUCAUGCAGGCGCAGGCCCUGGAGGAGAUGCGGCGGCUGGUGGCCUACCUGAACCAGGGCCAGGCGCUGAGCGCGCCGCUGCCAGCCACCCUGAACCCCUUCGGACAGUCGCCCGUGUACCCCUUCGGCGGCGCGGCCGUGCCCGGCUGCCCCGAGAAAUGCACUGCCUUCACAGGAGCCGCCUCCGCCCUCUGCAAACACUGUAACGACAAGCCUUGACUUCUGCUUUCUUCGGGCUUUUUUUUUCUUUUUUUUUUUUCUUUUUUUUUUUUUUUUUUUCUGUGCACUUUUCUUUCCACUGCCAUCAGCCCUGGCUUCCUUCCAUCAGUUAAGUCUGGGGUUUUUUUCUUUUUAUGUUCUUGUCUUAAACACCCCCCUCCCCUUUUGGAAACAUUUGGCAGUUCACGUCGACCCCCAAAACACCCACUUUCUACUUUAUUUAGUUCCCCCCUCACAUGCAACUUCAUGUGUAGAGUUAUUUCCUUCCCAGCCUGUCAGUGGAUUGUGAGCGUAAUGUUGCUUUUCGCUUGCUCUGAGCUACAAAGUUUUUGAGCAGUUUUGAAACAGAACUAUAGAAAAACAGAGAGGGAGAGAGAUCUGGAAAUGGAAACCUCAGUGAAUUUGCUUUGGCAUGAUCGACCUGUGUUAAAAAUAGAUUAAAAGGAGGGAGAGGGAGCAAAACCCAGCUGCAAACUAUGCAAUGUUUCAGAAUCAUGAGCAGAGGGGGUUCUGUGUAGCCAGCUGGGGUUGGACUAUACACCAGACCCAAAUGGAAA